This is a messenger RNA of Tachyglossus aculeatus (Australian echidna), 13139 nucleotides long. It is a transcript of the gene RIF1, whose product is annotated as replication timing regulatory factor 1. The record is from RefSeq and is a predicted model, not a curated record. The transcript has 35 exons. NCBI's taxonomy places the organism in Eukaryota, Metazoa, Chordata, Mammalia, Monotremata, Tachyglossidae. Bases 17 to 7375 code for a protein of 2452 amino acids. Gene Ontology annotation, cellular component: nucleus. Gene Ontology annotation, biological process: telomere maintenance.
CGCGGGCCAGGGCAGCAUGGCGGCGCCGGGCGCGGGCCGCGGCCCGCUGACGCCGCUGCUGGAGACGCUGGAGGACCCCGACGCCGCCCCCGGAGAGCAGACCGAUGCCUACCUCACCCUGGGAAGUCGUUUGACAGGGGAAGAAGGAAAAGAAUUUGCUCUAGAAAUUGGGAAACAGCUUUCUCGCCUUUGUAAAGUAUUUCAGGUUCACAUUUCUCACCAGAACUCGGAGCUGAAUUGUGCCGCACUACAGGCUUUGGGGUUUUGUCUGCAUAAUUCCAAAAUUGCAUCCGGAUUGUCAGAAUCGGAAAUGGAAGGAUUGCUUUCAGAAGUGAACAGUAUUGCUGAGAAGACUUCAGACAAAAACACACGCACUCGAGCACUUUGGGUCCUGUCUAAGCAGACUUUCCCUGCUGAAAUCGUUGGCAAAGUGGUGCCCAGUAUAAUUACAACAUUAGAAAUAGUAUUUAAUAAAGAAGAUGUGCAUUCUAUGGUAGUUGAUUAUGAAGCUCUAAAUGUCAUUAUACGUUUACUAGAGCAAGCUCCAGUUCAGAUGGGAGAAGAAGCAGUAAGGUGGGCCAAGAUGGUCAUACCUCUCGUCGUACAUUCAGCACAAAAAGUGCAUAUGCGAGGUGCGGCCGCCCUGGAGUUGGGAAUGCCACUGUUACUUCUGAAACAACAAGAAGUGGCGGCUAUAACAGAGCAACUCAUGACUACUAAUUUGAUUUCUGAACUCCAGAAGUUAUUCAUGACCAAAAAUGAGACUUACGUUUUGAAAUUAUGGCCUCUGUUUGUCAAGCUUCUAGGCAAGUCUUUGCAUCGCAGUGGGAGUUUUAUCAACUCGUUAUUGCAACUAGAAGAACUUGGAUUUCGCAGUGGAGCUCCAGUGAUUAAAAAAAUAGCCUUCAUUGCGUGGAAGAGUCUCAUAGAUAAUUUUGCCCUUAAUCCAGAGAUAUUGUGCAGCGCAAAGAGACUGAAGUUAUUAAUGCAGCCUUUGAGCUCUAUCCAUGUGAGAACAGAAGCCCUGGCACUUACUAAAUUGGAAGUGUGGUGGUAUUUACUGAUGAGGCUCGGAUCUCAUCUUCCUGCUAAUUUUGAACAGGUUUGCGUUCCACUGAUUCAGAACACUUUAAGUAUAGACUUGAAUACUACAUCUCAAGGCACUCCCUCCCGAGGAGCAGCUAAUCAAAGCUUAAACAAUGUAACUUCUGGGCAAAAAGCAGGAACUUUCCCAUUUGGAAACUCGGUAACUCCCAGGAUGAAUCUGAGUACAAGUAUGGGCGGCAUGGCCGCAAUUCCUUCCAUUCAGCUCUUGGGAAUUGAAAUGUUGCUUCACUUCUUGUUGGGACCAGAAGUUCUGGAGUUUGCCAAGCAAAAUAAACUGGUGCUUAGUUUAGAGCCUCUUCAACAUCCUUUAAUCAGUAGCCCUUCAUUUUUUUGCAAACAUGCAAAUACACUUAUUGCUGCAGUCCAGGAUGGCUUCAUUGCUGUUGGAAAAGAUGCUUCCGAUGCCAUGAUUAAUGCUAUUUGGUUGGAUCUGAUUGGUUUUGUGAAGUCUGUGAUUGAAUCAGGUAACAAAAAAGAGAGACAAGGUUCGGAAGUAUUAACCCUCUUGCUACAGGCUUUAAAAAACAUAGUGACAUCGAACGCCCUUCCUGUGUCGAAGACAUUGGUUCUAAUAGAAACAGCGAUUAAAAAUCUGCCUCAGAAAGUAUUAGGCUCACCAGCAUAUCAGAUUGCUAACAUGGAUCUCCUUAAUGGAACUCCAGCCUUGUUUUUAAUUCAGAUUAUUUUCCACAAUAAUCUUUUGGAAAACGGUGCAACAGAUGAAAGGUUCUUUCUAAACCUGGAAACCCUUGUAGGCUACGUUCUUUCUGGACCAACGUCUCCCCUUGCUUUCAGUGAAUCAGUCCUCAGUGUUAUUAAUCAAAACACAAAGCACCUGAAAAAUAGGGAGCACCUUUGGAGGAUGUGGAGUAUUAUUGUCAACCCUUUAACUGAACUUAUAAACCGGACCAAUGAAGUAAACCAGGGAGAUGCAUUAGAACACAAUUUCAGCGCUGUAUAUAGUGCACUGAUGCUACCUAUAAACCACAUUUUUCCAGUAGUGGACUUCCCGCCGCCCUCCAUGAAGUCCUUACUACGAACCUGGUCAGAAUUGUAUCGCGCAUUUGCCCGCUGCGCAGCCUUGGUGGCAACAGCCGAAGAGAACUUAUGCUGUGAGGAACUCUGUGCCAAGAUAAUGUUGGGAAUGGAUGAUGAAGCCUUAGCAAACUUGCCUCUUUUGGAUGGGAUUGUUCACAUUAUAACAGUAAUGGUUGACUGCAUCGAUUUUUCACCUUACAGUACUAAGUAUCAGCCAGUAAUUAAAUCACCACAGACCCCUACAGAUUGGUCCAAGAAGAAGAAGGAGCCCCUAGGGAAGCUGGCCUCCUUAUUUAAAUUUAUUGUGAGGGCGAUCAACUCUUUCCAUCGACUCAGUUCCAGAGAACGCCCCGAUGCUCUCCUUCCCGUUGGUAGUUCAAUUGUGAGCAUUAUGUCCAGUGUCUUGGGCCACAUUUCUUUGCCUUCAGUGAUUCGGACAAUUUUUGCAAUUUUGGCAAGACCUUUGGCAGUGUUCUAUGAAAACUCAAGGUGUGAUGAUAGGCCCAAAAUAUACAGCAGCCUCAGCAACAAGUCAGAAAAGCUUUUGGGAGAGAUUUUCCUCUGCUUACAGUCUCGCUACACUGGAAAUUACGAUAAUGAGCUUUUAGAACAGCUUUCACCAUUACUGUGCAGCAUAAUGCUGCAUAAGAAUAAGCAGAUUCGAAACCAGAGUGCCCAAUUCUGGAAUGCAACGUUUGCUAAAGCGACAGUGUUAACGUAUCCCGAAGAGUUGAAACCUAUAUUAAAUCAAGCCAAACAAAAAACUCUACUUCUGCUGCCUGGUUUUGAAAGUGUUGAUGUAAUAGAGGAAUCUAGCGGGCCAUAUUCAGAGCCAACUGAAAACACGCAGUUGGAUGCAAAGAUCAGUGGUGUAAAAGUCAAGUCAAGUGGGAAACGGAAUUCCUUGUUGUCACAAGCAAAAGAUUUGAAGGAAAAAAAUGCAAAGCCACCAGCUAAGUUGAAAUUAGAAUUUUCAUCUCCCAAAGCGAAAAAUGAGAUUCUUUUGGAAGAGGAGAAGUCUGUUGAUUUUGUAUUUAUUCCUCCGGAAGGAAAGGAGACAAAAGAAAGAGCACUGACUGAACAUCAGAAAGAAGUGCUUAGAACAAAAAGAGUUGACAUUCCUGUUAUGUAUAAUAACCUAGAUGUAUCCCAAGACACAGCCUUAUUUUCUCAAUAUUCUCAAGAAGAGUCUAUGGAAAAAGGGACUCGGAUUGAAGAACCAAAGGAUAAUCCUUCAGAAUUUCAGGAGGAAGAGAUGAAGAGUGAAUUUGGAAAGACGAACAAGCCUCUUGAUAAAGCGUCUACUCAGAGUAACCAAGUUGUUCCUCCAAAAAGAAAUUCGGAAUUAUUGAGCAGUAAGGAUGACGUAGAAAAAGAUACUAGAAUAAUUUCCAAGUCCCCUUCUCCAGAACAUUCACUCCUAAGUGGAAUUGUGGAAUCUAGUGGAAUUGUGUCUGGGACACCACCGCAGCCCACGAGCCGCCGGCAAUCUUUCAUUACCUUGGAGAAGUUCGAUAGUUCAGAGAACAGACCUUUUAGUCCAUCUGCCUUGACCACUGCAUCUGGAGCCUCUUCAGCUGAUUCCGUGCCCGUUGGUCAGGGUGCAACAAGCACUUUAGCUAAAGCGAAGGUCCGAGCAGGGAAUUCCUCCAAACCUGACUCCGAAAAAGUUGUGGUGGGGGCGAAAAGAGCAAGUCGCAGACAAAAUAAAGCCGAACAGUCGGGAAGGAAGAGAGCCAGGUUGUUAACGCGGUCGGAACAGGAGAAAAGUCAAGAAUCCCCAUCUGUGGAAAGUAAACAGAUUUGUGCCCCUGGUCAAAUUACAGAAAAAGAAGGUAGACUCGAGACCCAGUCUAAUGUACCUGGCCCUGCAUCACUGGAAGAUGAAACCCCAGAUCAUAACCUGAAGGAAGAAAAUGUCGCAGCAAUGGAAAAGGCUACGACGGAAGGAGAUCGUGAGGCGGGAUCCAAUUUGGAAUCCAAAGAAAAUACACCUCCAGAAGAAAUACCAACAGAUCAAAUGUCUAACGAGGACAGCCAGGUCCCGCAGAUAUCAUCCAAUCAAAAACCACUUAGGCGGUCCUCAAGACGACGAUCGGAAAAUGUCGAGUGUGCCACCGGUAGCCAGGACAAAGAAAACAGCCACCAGAAAAAGGAAAGACGAAAAGAGGAAGAAAAAUGUCCCCAGAAGAGGAUUACUCAACUAAAAGAUGACUUUUCUCCAAAGCAGAAGCAGGCUUCUGCAAAAGUUAAAGAUGAACAAGACGACCUGUCUAAGAAGGAGAGCAGUUUGCCUGAAGAAACUACCAGUGAAACCGAAAUAAACAAAAGUAUUAAAAAAACAGAAGCUGAGAAUGUAAAAUCGGAUGGAGAUAGUCAGGACUCUGGCUCAGAUAAGGUUUGUGAGAAACCAGCAAGGGGACGCACGCGAUACCAGACAAGGAGGGCAUCGCAGGGUUUGCUCUCUAGCAUUGAAAACUCGGAGUCAGAUAGCUCCGAAACGAAAGAAGAUGGUUCUAAAAAGAAACGAUCUGGGAAGUGGAAAAACAAAACCAGUGACCCUCUUGAAGACAAAGAGAAGGAAGAAAAAAUGGGGAGUCAAGAGUAUAUAGCAUCAGAAACUGUAACAGAAGGGAGGAGUUUGGAUGUGCAGAAUAGGAGUGAAGUGAGUCCAGAAGAAGACCCAAAGAUUCCGUUAAUAUCUCAGACUUGUGAGUCGAAAGACGAAGGGACCUAUUCCACUAUUAACCAGUGUGCUGAUGUGUCAGAGGUUGGUGGGCAGAACCGAAAUGGAAAACUCAAAACUGACACUGCCAAAGAAGACUCGUUUACAAGCCCAUGCGUUUCUGAGCCAGUUUUGAGUACAAGGCACGCGACUAAAAACUUGAAUAAGGAAGAUUCGAUGGAAGAUACCACAGUGCCUUCCGACAGAGGUUUCUCCGUUAUCUCCUCGCCGUCUGAAAAACCUCCGCAGACUCCGGAGUGCCACCACAAGAGAAGUAGGAGGGUGAGGAAGUCAAAGAGUUGUGAUUGCUGUGAAGCAAAGUCACAGUCUCAAGAAAAAUCAUUCACAGAGGUAAAGACCCCUGAUGAUCAACAUGUAAACCUCAGUGAACACAAAAAGGCAGGUGCCCAGACAACAGUCACUGCAGCAGAAAAUUUUCAGCUCUGCCCUCUCUUGGGAAAAAAAGCUCCCUUGCAGGGAACUUGGGCUUUUAAAGAUUCACUGAUUGACUCCGUGCUUGAAAGCGAGAUGAAAGAAAGUCCCGUGGAAUCGUUUCAGGAACCUCUUCCCGUAGAAAGGGUUGGUUUAGAAAAUCAAACCAGCUUCAGUGACGGAACCCUCGAAGAGCAGGGGCCGACUGAAGUGGAAGGCCAAACUGAUAGGCCACACUUAUUAAAUGAUGAUGGCUCCUUAGCUCCUUUAGAACAUACUCCCAUUGUAGAGAUGCAAACAGAAGUGCCGGUAACUUCGUUAGGAGAGGAAAUAAAUAAAAACGGGACACCAGAGAGAACGGCCAGUUCCGGAGGUGAACUCAAAGCGCACACUGAUAAAGAUGAGCCUGAAGACAUGGACACUCAAUGUGCUAAGUCUGAAGAGACCGAGGGGGAAGAAAUGAAUACUCGAUGUGCUAAGUCGGAAGAGGCGGAGGAGGGAGGAAUGGGCACUCAGGCUUCCAAACAGGAAGAGGAGGAAACAAUGGAGGCUCAGGAUGCUGAACCCAGAGAAACAAAGACUGAAGAAGUGGGCAAGCCAGGUGCUGAAUCCAAACAAACGGAAGUCGAACAGACGGAGGAGGAAGGCGUGAACGCUCAACCCGUGAAACCUGAAGAAAAAGAGGCAGGAGAGAUGGGAUUUCAUGGUGUGAGGACCGAUGUGAACACAGCAUUGAAGCCCGAAGAGAAUGCUGAACCACGUAAAUUUGAAGUCAAUAUUGAAGCUGACAAAUGUGAACAAGCCAAGGCAGAAGACAAGAACAGCGAAAUAGUUAAAUCUGGGGAACCAGUGGCUGAAGAAGGGGAUGUUGAGGUGGAUAAACCUAAUGAAAGCCUUCUGGAUGGCGAGAAGUUGGAAGAAACAAAAGUCGAUUGUGACCUUGAUCAGCCCGGUCUAGAAAAUGUCAGCGUUGGGAUUUUAGAGGAAGUACAGUCAGCUCCAGAGGAAGUAGAGAAAACCUCAGCUUCCACUAAUGAAGCCUCAGAACAGAUCACAGAAGAAAGUAAUGUUUCCUCUCCUCAAAAGCUGAAGGGGCUAGACGCUUUAUCUCUGGCCACAGCAAAUGAAAGUCCCAGUGGAGUGCAAACACGCUGUGUGUGGUCUCCUUCAGCUUCGCCCUCCACCAGUAUUUUAAAAAGAGGAAUAAAACGACCUCAAGAAGAUGAGACCCCAUCACCUGUCACCAAGAUUCGCCGAGUAUCCUUUGCAGAUCCAAUUUACCAAGCAGGCCUGGCCGAUGAUAUUGAUAGGAGAAGCCCCGUUGUUAGGCCCCAUUCAUCAAACAGUUCCCCAACAGCUAGAAGCCUUAAAAUUCCAUCUAAUUCACAAUCCAAGCAUAACACCACUCCAACCAAGGGAUUUCUGUCCCCAGGAUCACGUAGCCCUAAAUUUAAGAGCUCAAAGAAAUGUUUAAUGACCGAAAUGACCAAAGAAUCAUUGCCAUCCCCAAAUGAAAGCGUAUAUCCAGCAUUGAUGAGCUGUGGAGCACCAAUUGACAUCAUUUUGCCCCAGAUUACUUCAAACAUGUGGGCAAGAGGUCUGGGACAGCUAAUCCGUGCAAAGAACAUUAAAACAAUUGGCGACCUGAGUACUCUUACAGCAGCCGAAAUCAAAAGUCUCCCUAUUCGUUCUCCAAAAGUUUCCAACGUUAAAAAAGCUCUUAGAGUAUAUCACGAGCAACAGAUGAAAUCCCGUGGAUUUGAAGAAAUUACAGCAUUGGAUGCUUCAGAUAAGCUAGUGAAUGGAGUGGACAAUAAACCUACCUCUCCUGAUGAAGAAAGACUUGCUACAGAUUUGGUUGAGCCUGCUUCUUCCGUCACGGACUCCCAGGAGCCUAAGGAUCUCCUGGUACAGAUCAAUUCCCUUGCGCUGCAACUAACUUCGGAAGCUCUCCAGCACUAUUCGGGAAGCCAGCUAUUCGAAAUGCAAGAGAAGCUCGGGAGCAUGACAAACUGCAUAAUGAAAAAUCUACAGUCUCGUUGGAAAUCGGCACCCCACGAAAGCUGCUCGUAGGGUUUCCUCUCAGAAGAAACCGUACGCAACAUCGGAGUAAAGACGCGACUUACGUGUGGUUUAGUGAGGGGGAUUGCCAGCUCUGAAGUUUUCCAUAAAAAUUUUCAGACCUAAGACUGGAUAGUCAUGAAAAACUUUUAAGCGUGAGGAAGCCUGUCGUGAUGUAAGUUCAAUUAAAAGAAAAAACCUUGCAGGAUUUCUUUUCUGUGUAAAAUAUUUGUUUCCUGGCUGCUAUUCAUACUCCAAGUAUUUUCAACCUGAAACCCCUUCUUCCCUAAUAACUUCAGUAUGUUUUAAAUAUAGGAUGUUUUUAUUUCAACUCUGUAUAUUACAUGCCCAACAACAAAAGCUUUGAAAUGAAAUUGAGAAAGUAUGAGUUGUCAAUCUUAAAAAGAAAAAUUUUUUUUUUACCUUUAGUAUUUUAAGUGACAACCUUUGUGGAUAAUCUCCUGAUGAAUUGGCCUCUGAAAACCAUCUGACCCCAAAAUUCACUUUUUUUUAAUAUAUCAGAGUUUUUUGGACAGCUCUAUACGCUGGAGUAUUCUCCCAAGGAUAUGUAGUCCUAAAGAGCAUAUAUAUCAGACAUAAACACCAUUUGUAUAUUUUGUAUAGGUUACAGAUACUGGUUUUAAUUUAUGAGUUGCAACUUUGAACAUAGACUACCCUGCAGAUUCUCAUAAAGACCUUUUUCGUAAGAAUCGUUGGUUUCUCAUUAUGGAUACUGAUUUUUGUAUAUAUUAUGAAUUGUAGUACCACUACGAAUGGGCUGGAGUUCUUGAUGAGAUUGCUGCAGGUAAUUUGAAAAUGAUGUCUGUACAAAUGAAAAUUUUAAUUUAAGGCAGCCUUAGCCUCAAGCAAAUUUGGUUUUAUUUUACGUAGACCAUUUUGAUGUAACUUAGUUAAAUGCCGAACAGCAAGCAGUAAACGUUUGGAGAUUAGGUUAGCAAGGACCGGCAGACUAACGUUUGGGAGGAAGAGUCUUACCUUUUAGUAUUAAAUUUCCUACUUGUCUUCUAACGGCCGAGAGAACCGGGUAGUGAAAAUCCAGGGAAAUGUUUGGCAGAGUCCCUCAGUUCAGCCGAACGGAUCGAUAACAGCUGUGUAGUAAAGCACUUGGGGAACUGACCUCAAAGAGCCGACAACUGAAUCAGUCCGCGGUUGGAUAGAUUCGUCCAAAUGUGCUAAUGAGUGGCUUGUCUAGCAGGGGUGUGAUUAGAUGGUGGAGUUGCCGGUCGCCUGCUCCACAGGGCCCUCGCUUCCUCCUUUUCCUUAGCAGAGGGACACGAGGAGUAUUUAAGGGGGAGCCAGGAUGUCCUGCGAGUUGUUGAGGCUGCCAGAGUGACCUGGCCGUGACCACUUAGUAAAGCAAGAUAGGGAAAGCGAGUGGCGUUUCUCUCUACAUCAGAGCAGUUGAUCCGCCCUCGACCUUUUCGAAAGGAAAACAAAUUAAUUGGCCCCCAGAGAGCAGGGGUCACGAAUAAUGGUCUGAUGCUAUUUCCUCGAAGCCCUUCCUUGACGCCACCUGUCUGGGAUCGAGGAUCCCUUUGAUUGUCCCCUUGUUUUAGGAACAGAAAAUGCGAAGUGGAAAGCAAUUGCAAGCAAAAGCAGGUUGGUUGCCAAAAUAAGCACACCAUGUUUGUUUGGGAUAAAAUUAGGUUGAUUUAUUAAGCGUGCUUCGGCAGUGACAGAUUUGUGAAUGUAUUCCGUUCCGAUUUUGUUCAUAUUACGGAACUAGGAACUUGGCCCCAGAUGACUCUGUGAUCCCUUAGUUGAGCUUUUCUAAAAUAUUCACGUGGAUUUAGAGGUUUGUUAGAAAAUCCAGGUUUUUUUCAUAAUCAUUCUUACAGAAAGCUCCUCUCUGCCACUGCCUUGGUUUGAAACAAAGUUCUGUGGACCAAAUGUCUCUCUCUCCUUAUCCAGCUUCUCCUUUCCUUCUGAUUUCUUUGUCCAUUUCUUCUACCCCAGUCACCUCCUUAGAAUGUAUUCAGUUUCACUUCUGGUAUUUGAAGUUUCCUACAUGGGAUGUAAGUGUGCACCCUUACAAUAGCUUUCCUGUAUAGUACUUGAGAAUGAGUUGGUUAUGGGCACCAGUGGCUUUUUUGCAGCCUGAGAGCAUAAAUUACAAUCGGAGCAGUAAUUUUAAGAUGGAAUAAGAUCAGCCUUGUGACCAAACCGCAUCGUCCAAGCAGUGAAAACACUCCCCAAGAUUUACAACUGAACAAAUCUCAGGUAAAGAUUUCAGGUAAAGUUCAGUUCAGAAGUUCAGGUUGUUGAGAUUUUAGUGACGACUGCAAGGAAUUUUGAGGGCUGAAUGUUAAGUAAUGGAGUUUUUGAUUUACUUAAAUUUAAUCCUACUCCCCGCAAAAAGUUAAGGACUCCAAGAAUCUGGUUGAAAAGACUUCAAAGCCCGAUUCUUCUAGUCACCUCCAUCAGUAGUGUUUAUUGAACUCUUACUUUGUGCUCUGCUUGGGGGAGAAUAUUAUCCUACAGAUUGGGUAGACACAUUCAUUGCCCACGAGGUGCUCGUAGUCUCGAUGGAGGUCAGCAAAAAAGAUAUAAACAGGUAAAUUUGGAAUGCACGGAGUAGUUAAGUCUCAUUUCAGGAACAUUCCUGCAAACUACAGGCUGGUGGCAUCUGGCUUUGUGUUAGAUGGGAUGGGACUGUACUUAUUAAUAAGUACUGUCUUCAAUAAGUGAUGGGUUAUGAUGUUUAGAACCCAGUACACUGCUUGACCCUGAAGGUUGUGUGUUUUUGACUUGCUGGAUUCAAAAGAUUUGAUAUUCUUUGAACAGAACUGGACCAAAUUUCUAGACUACUUUAGUUCUGGGCUAUGAAAGCAAAACCCAGAAUAGGCACGGGAAGGAGGGUGAUGACUCAAAACUGCGGCAGGCAGCUGUGCAGUCCUGAACAAAGAAGAAAUUGAUAGAGAAAUGGAAAAUGAAUCCAAGAUUACUCAUUUUUCUAAACUUGCAACUUGUUAUAGCUAGGCCAGUAGGGCUAGGCUUGGACUCCCGGCAGUAUGCCGUUUUGGGUAUUUUUGAGGUGGCCCUCAACGAGCCAUGAGACCCAACUCCAUCAAAGAAAUGGAGGAAUUUGGUUUAUUUGUGAAAAUCCUUUUUCCAACCUCUCGGAGCUGUUUUGCACUUUAUGUAGAGUUAAUAUCACUUGGCUCCUUAUGUGUUUGUGUGUGUGUGUCCUGCUAAACUUGUUUAAGAUCAAAGACUAGAACUCAAGAGUAGAAGCAUUGACAAGGUAGCUGUGAAAUAUAAGCAAGAGGGGAACCUUAGAUCAGUUGGGAAGAAAAUGAAUGAGAUCUAGGUGAUCCAUAAUACUUGUAAACUGGUGGUGGGGAAAAAAGAUGCUGCUUUUCUUGCUUCGUUAAGUAAAACUGAAAGGCAGUUUUGAUCGUGUGUGUCUUCCAAGGUUCUUUCGAACUGCCCCUGUGUGAGAUAACGGGAGAAGGGUUUUCCCCCAUUCUUCAGGCAGAAUUCUGGGUGUGGCAGAUCACCAGAGAAAAUUGUGCUCUCUAUUGGAUUCCAAAUAAACCAAGCUUAGGGUUUGGCUUUUUGAAUAGAAAGAUGCCAAAAUAAAUUUUGAAUGUCUCCCUGAUGUCAGCUUAAGGGCCCCAUUAAGAUACGUAAAUUCUGCUAGUCUGUGAAUUUGUAUAAAAUUGUUCAACAUCAGUGGUGGGGACGAUUUUAACCAUAGCAGACUGACUAAUGCAACCUUCUACUUCCUUAGAUCUGUUCAUUUAUUUAAAAUGAAUAAAUGUGGAGAGCACGGUCUUUUUUAAAAGAGGAACAUAGUGGAUGUACUGUGAAAUCGGUACAGGGAAUGAUGAUAAAGAGCCUGUUUGUGAGUAUUGUCUGGUUAAUACCCCUGCCGCCUUAAUAGACACCAUUUAUCAGGUCUUAAUUUGUGGAGGUGAGUGCCCAGUGAAAUCAUGAGUUUGCUCCCUCACUGCAAGGUUGAGUUCUCUGUUCCGUGCUUUUACCAGCGGUCCUUGGAGCCAUCUGGGCGGUAACUGGCCGGGAAAGGGUUUCCCUUGCCCUCGACAAUUGCUAGGAAAGACGUGAAGCUUCUCCUGGACUACAGCUGAUUGCUCUGUCUUAAUGUUUCACUAAAAGAGCCACUCUUCCCCUAAAGCACUUUAGAAAUGUAACAGCGCCAGUAUGGGGGCUCUCUUAACAGGUCGUUUUCUUGGCAAAGUUAGACCAGCAAAGCGUCGUUUGACUGGGGAGGGUCUUGAUUCAGAGGCGGUGAUGGGAUUUGGGGAAUUAGGUUUCUUGGUCUGGCCCAGGGUAUUCCUCCCAUAACAACUCCGAAGGACCGAGUCACGAGCAUUUUGGCCAUCUGUGGGGAUGCCUGCCCCCUCUCCCCCGCACUGUACAUAGUGGAAGGGAAAAGGGACUCUGCGUGACAAUUUCGUUGCUAUUAUCGGACAUUGUCUCAAUUUAACUUUCACGGGAGGGUUCAGAGUGGAGUUGAUUCAAAUCGGAUCUUCGGUGACAACAUUUUGUUUCAAACAACUGGGCUUGUAUAUUUUUAUAUAUAUUUAUGGCGGUCCCAAUUCAGAGCUAGGCUUCACUCCCCCCCCCCCGCCGCAGAUUAAUUUUGCGGUUUUGUACCAACACUGAAGUUACUUGGGAAGUGAACUAACCGAUUCGCAAAAUUGAUCGUCGAUGUUUGUGGGGUAUUUUUGCUACUUCGUAUUGGCAGAAAUAAGCACCAGACUGUUAUGCAAUGAAAAUAAUCUUCAUGCUAAACUUUACAAAUGCUUAUCUCCAGGACUUUUCAGUUCCUUCCCUCUCCCCCCAAGCUGUCUCUGUUUCAUUUAACUUCCUGCCAACUGCACUUUUUAGAGGAGGAGAGUUAAUUCGGGUCGAUGAGUCUGGAAGCAGACUUCUUUUAUUUUCCAUCCCUGUGUAGCGCCGUACUACCGUACGGCCAUAGUUCAAAGAGUCUAGUUCUCAUUUACCUGGAAAUUUAGAGCUGUAGUUCUUCAAGGGGGAGAAUAGUGGUCUAGUCUACUUAACAACUGGAAUAGAUCUGGCACAGGCCUAAUAAUGGUCACCUUGGAUUUGCUUGCAAUUCACAAAAAUACUUAUUAAUGGGAAGUGUAAUAAAAAUGUCGACUUACCCAAGUUAAUUUCUCUGAAAAGAUUUCCACUGGGUCUACCUCUGCUCCUUGCCACCACUCUAAUGCCCGCAAACGUACACAUUUUGCUAGAGUCUGUUCCUUAGCCGUAAAAGAGGCAUCUGCAUUGGGCACUGGGGCAGCUUGAAAGAGAAAUUCCCUUUCUCGUUGCUCUGUUUUCCAGGAAUUACAAUUGUGUUACAGACGGGAGUUAAGUUUCACCUGUGAAAGAAAGGCUGUGGUUUGUUAGUAACUGUCCAUUUGGCCCUGUGGCUGCCUCUUCCUCCCCCCCUCACCGUAUUUCUAUCUCCACUAAAGAUGGGAGCCUUCUAAUAUUGUAUCAACGUGUAAGGCAGGAAAAAAUAAAAUAAAAGAACCUGGUACAGUCUGGUCACUGCCGGGUUCCGAACGAUUCCUGCUUCCCCUAUAACACUUGGUGCCUGACGCGGACCCCGUUUUCUAAAAUAGUUUAGUUUUACAUUAGCGAAAGGUCUCUAUAUUUGAUAAGCAAAUAGCCUUCAUGGAAAUGCAGUUGCUAACAAAUGUUACUGAAGGGAAAAUACUGGUAAAAUUAGUUUUUGUUGCACUUUUCCUCACUGUUAAAUAAAAAAACAUGAAAGUAAAAA